GGAGGAGGAGGAGGACUUGGACGAGGACGAGGAGGAAGAAGAGGAGGAGAAGGAGGAGGAGGAGGGGGAGAUGGAGGACGAUGAGUAUUGAGAAGAGGAGGAGGGCGACAAGGACGGUGAAGAAUGAGAAGAGGAGGAGGAGGAGGAAGAAGAAGAGGAGGAGGAGGAGGAAGAAGAAGAGGAGGAGGAUGACGACGAAGAAGAAGAGGAGGAGGAGGAUGUCGGCGAUGGACGAGGAGGAGGAGGAGUAGGUGGAGGACGGGGAGGAGGAAGAAGAAGAGGAUGAGGAGGAAGAGGAGGACGGCGACGAGGAAGAAGAGGAGGAGCAGGAGGAAGAGGGGGAGGAGGAGGUCGGCGGCGAUGGACGAGGAGGAGAAGGUGGAGGACGAGGAGGAGGAGGAGGAGGAGGAGGAGGGGGAGCAGAAGGAAGUGGAUGGAGAGGAGGAGGAGGAAGAGGAAGAGGUGGAGGGAAAGGAGGAGGACGAGGAGGAGGAUGAGGAGGAGGACGGGGAGGAAGAAGAGGAGGAAAAGGAGGAGGAGGAGGAGAGAGAUGAGAGAGACAUGGAGGAGGGAGGAGGAGGGUACGCACUUGUACGGGGGUUGGAACACGUGUUGGGUCGUGGCCGUUGGCGCGCGAUUUCAGCAAUGUCCAACUCCCACAACGUCCUUGUGGCCUUUCAUGCCCUUGAAGCAGCUAGUUUUGCCAGAUCGUUAGCCCGCGUUGCCAAGUGCGAGAAUGACAUGGUCGCAUACUCCAUCCUUACCCCCCUUAGUGAAUUCCUCAGCGCCCUGCGAGAGUGUUUCGCAGAUGUCACUAGGGGCCUCAGGGCCUCUGACAAUUUGCAAACUGUCCACACAAGACAGUGGAAGAGUGUUAGGGCGUUGAAGGCCACCAUAGAUGAACUCGUCACCGUUCCUGGCCACGGGGUCAUUGAGCCCCUCCAAUUGUUCUACCGCGCUGUGCUCGAGAAGUUGCAUGGGCAUUUCUUUGAUAAAAAGCAACAACCCAACAUGACGUACGAUACGCUGAGUAGAGAGGUUUUUGCCUUUGAGGCUCAGUCCAUGCCAGUCACCACUUUCUGGCAUAAGGACCUCGCCAAAGGGAAAAAGUGGAAAGGCCACACCAUCACCAGUCGGGUCACGGCUAAAGACAAUCUUAUUCUUACAUUAGAUGAGGGUGGUCUAGAAGAGGUUCCGUAUAGCGAGAUUGAGUGGGGCCUCGAUGAGGAGGACAGCGGCACUGGGCAGGGGAGGACCUAUGCUGCUAUCGCGGCCGGAGGGAGGCCACAAGGGAGAGGAAGAGGUGAGGGCCAAAGGGGCCAGACCUCUGGUGACAAAGGGCAAAGCGGGCCGGGGGUUGGCGGCAGGGGAAACCGCCAAGCGGGAGGAAGGGGUCAAGGAGUCAAGAGUAGGCAUGGCAAGAGCCAAGUCAUGGUUAUAGUGGAUAGAUUUAGCAAUGAGGCCUUUGUGCGGAUCGUCUUGCGUAUCGAAUGUGGACUGAAGGCGGAAUGCGAAGAGCUGGGAGCGAGAGUCGAGACGCUGACUAAUGAAAAUAUGACACUGCGGACGGAGCUGACGCGUCUCUACGAGGAGUGCAAGAAACUUGCUGCAGACAACGCCUCGCUGAAGGACGAGUUGCGGUACUUGCGGGACGAUCGGUCCCGCAGUGAGAAUGGGAAAGGGGAACUACAACAGCAACAACAGCAACAGGCAACUCGCGGGAACGCUAGCGGAGAAAUGUGGAAAAAGACUCUCCUUCUCCGGAAAGUGGCAGCUAUGUCAGAUAACGCCAAUUGCGCGGCUAUGGCUUCCUCCGCAGACAGAGGAGCAGAUGGGUCGAUUGGGAGGGGGGGGGGGGUUGAUGGGGCAGGGGUUGCAUCCUCCAGCCCUGGAGCAGGAGGGAUGGAGAGAGGCGGGAGCGGAAGGAGGGGAUCGAGAAGCCCUAUCCGCAACGGUUCAAAUCAUCGUCAUCACGGAAAUGGCACGGGAAGCCGCAGGUCAGGAGGCCAAGGAACGGGAUCUGCCGGCAAAUCAUACGAUGAAGACGGGGACGGUUAUAAUGACAGGAGCGGGAAAUCGCCGAGAGGGUCUACUCUUGGUCUCAAUUUCAGGACAGGACGAGAGACGGUUGCCGCAGGCUGACUUUUCCGUCCUUUUGGCUUUCAUCUCUUUGACUUUGGUCUUUUUGACUUGCAUCCCUUUGACUUGCGUCCCUUUCCGUGCUUGACAGUUGGUAAGCAGUUUGGAGACGCAGGAUGGCUUUGUGUCUCGUAGUGAAGUGAGUGGGCGGUUGAGCGAGCGUGUAGACAUUGUCGUCCACGUCCACUUGUCGAGUUGGUUGUUUGUUCGUUUGCUCCACCUGCGGCCCCUUCACCGUUGUUGCCCGUCAACUGUGGGGCUUGGAACCAUGGGCCAGGUGCCAGUUAGAGUCCCACCCGCCUUGGGCCGUUAACCGCUAUCGGUCAUUAACCUGUUUGUGGGCUCGAACCAGUCUGUGAACUUGUGGGUGUAGUAAAUAUUGUUGUUGUUG
Chara braunii is the source of this 2530-nucleotide messenger RNA. The record is from the annotation of a GenBank genome assembly. Lineage: Eukaryota; Viridiplantae; Streptophyta; Charophyceae; Charales; Characeae.